Zerene cesonia (dogface butterfly) is the source of this 1685-nucleotide messenger RNA. RefSeq names its product cell cycle checkpoint control protein RAD9A (gene Rad9). Gene Ontology annotation, biological process: mitotic intra-S DNA damage checkpoint signaling; DNA replication checkpoint signaling; DNA repair. NCBI's taxonomy places the organism in Eukaryota, Metazoa, Arthropoda, Insecta, Lepidoptera, Pieridae. The transcript has 3 exons. Bases 120 to 1319 code for a protein of 399 amino acids. Gene Ontology annotation, cellular component: checkpoint clamp complex. The record is from RefSeq and is a predicted model, not a curated record.
UUGUAAACUGAAAAUUUGAAUGAACACGGCAUUUUGGUAUAUUAAUAAUGUUGCAAUUCGUUUAUUUAUCAAUAUAAAGUUCAAUUUAUGACUUAUCAAAAUAAUUUAGCACGGUUAAAAUGAAAUGUCAUAUACCUGGACCGAAUGUUAAAGUUUUGGGAAGAACAAUUCAUGCUUUAGCAAGAUUUGGAGAUGAAUUAUACUUAGAAUCAUUAUCAGAUUCUAUCCUCUUAAGAACUCUUAACGCGGCAGAAUCCGCUUAUGCGAUGGUAAAAUUUAACAAAAAUUUUUUUACAUUCUUCAAUUAUAAUUAUUAUUCCACGGAUGACAAGGAAGGAUUAAAAUGUAAAAUAUCAAUGAAAAGUGCCUUAAACACUUUUAAAUCCCCAACACAUAUGGACAAACAAGUAGAAAAUUUAGAAAUUAAACUAGACCCCGAGUCCUGUAAAUUAAUAUUCAUAGUGAAAUGCAAACAUGGCAUUGUGAAAACACAUUUUGUGUCCAUAUUAGACUGUAAGGCAAUGCAAGCUGUAUAUACUAAAGAUCUAGUACCCAACAGAAUAACAUCCUCUUAUAAAAUACUUUCCGAAGCGUUGAAUAAUUUUCAAUCAUCAGAUGACCAAGUUACUAUAGAGGCAAGCGCAAAUUCAAUUAUUCUGCGAAAUUAUGUGGAUAGCAACAUGGACUUAACUAAAAUUAUUCGAACUCAAAUAAAUGUUAAAUCUCAGGAAUUCGAAAGCUAUGUUAUAGGUUCAGACACUACAAUAACAUUUACAAUGAAAGAAUUCAAAGCACUAUUGUCAUUUGCAGAAGCCUUAACUCUACCCAUACAACUUCAUUUUGAAGUUACAGGAAAACCAGCUGUAUUCAUUGUUCACAAUGGGUCUACAUUUGAAGCACAUUUUGUUUUAGCUACAUCAAAACCUGAUACACAAACCCAAGCGUCAUCAACACAUAACACAACUACUAUUGAAAGAAAAAGAAAAGAAAUAGGAGAUGUUCAAAAUUCUGUUAGAAAAAGACCCCACCUUGAUGUAGAUACUUCGAGUCUAAAUGAAGAUUCUCAUCUCUUUAACUACAUAGAAAUGCCACAGGACAAUGAUUUGGUUGAAAAUGGAAAAAUAGAUAGUUAUGUACAUAAUCAAACAAAUAUUAGUCCAAAGGUAAAUAACUGUGAAAAUUUGGACUAUGACAACAUUCCUCCCUCACCAACCUCAAAAAUGAAAAUUAAAACAAUAUUUAAAAGGUGUUUUGAAAGCACUUUUGAUCCUAGAAGUAUACAAGGUUCAGUAUUGGCAGAAAACUCUGAUAGUGAAUGAAAAAUGGAUUAUUUAAGCCAGUGAUUUGUAGAAAGCAAAUAAUUUAAUAAAAUGUGACAGUACAUAUUUAGCUAACCUUGAAGCUUAUUACAACAAUUUGAAGAGUCAAUGAGUCAUUGUAUAAUUUCAAAAACGUAUAUGAAAUCAAUUUUCAAACUUGGACCUUUGAAAUUUAAUUACUGCUAAUCAUAUUUUACACUACCAGUGCUCUUCUAGUUUAACUACAAUGUAAAUUAUUGCAAAUAUGAUAAAAUAAAAUAACAUUUCACUGCAUUAUGAUUUUAUAUUAAAAAAUAUACAUACAGAUAAAAUAUUGUACACACCUUACAAAUCAACAUAUCAGGGUGUUAUAUGUUAUGCAGUAAA